Molecule: messenger RNA, 2802 nt
Organism: Wyeomyia smithii (pitcher-plant mosquito)
Lineage: Eukaryota; Metazoa; Arthropoda; Insecta; Diptera; Culicidae
Product: peptidyl-prolyl cis-trans isomerase sig-7
Exons: 3
Coding region: 143-2176 (677 amino acids)
Biological process (GO): protein peptidyl-prolyl isomerization
Cellular component (GO): nucleus
Molecular function (GO): peptidyl-prolyl cis-trans isomerase activity; RNA binding
Source: RefSeq, a predicted model, not a curated record
UCGUUAUUUUUCGCGUUUUGACGUAUCAGAUAUCGCGAAAUGUUAAAAUAUUUUUUCUCAUCUGAAUUUUUUAACUUCACUGUUUAAAUUUGGCACGAAAAAGGCGACCAAGUGAGCACCGCAAUUGGAAAAACAACCGGCAAUGUCGGUGGUAAUCGAAACGACAAUUGGAGAUAUAACGGUGGACUUGUUUCUCACGGAGCGUCCCCGUGCCGCGUUGAAUUUUCUCAAGCUGUGCAAACUAAAGUACUACAACUUUAACUUAUUUCACACAAUUCAGCAUGGAUUUAUUGCACAAACCGGUGACCCAGGCGGCUCUGGAGAUGGCGGAUCAUCGAUAUGGGGAGUUUUGGAGGGCAAGCACAAACGUUAUUUUGAAGGAGAAGCUGUUCCCAAGAUCAAACACAUCGAGCCUGGAUUACUCUCAAUGGUGUGUGCUGGAGAAGGACUUGUCGGAUCCCAAUUUUUCUUCACCUUAGGGCCGGAUCUAGCCUCACUAGACAGUGGCGGCCAUGUCGUAAUCGGAGAAGUGACGGAAGGACACGAGGUGCUAAGAAAACUGAACGAAGUAAUUUGUGACGAGAAAAACAGACCAUAUCAAGAUGUGCGUAUUACCCACACUGUGGUUCUGGAAGAUCCGUUUGACGACCCAAGAGGAUUCAGAGAGCCGAGUCGAUCCCCAUCACCAUCGGCAGAACGUUUAGCUGGUGGCCGCAUCGCUGCUGAUGAGGAGAUAGAUGACACCGACGGUAAGACGGCAGAGGAGGUAGCGGAAAUGUUAGCUGAAAAAGAAGCAAAAGCUCGAGCUACUAUUUUGGAAAUUGUCGGAGAUAUUCCAGAUGCAGAUAUUGCUCCUCCGGAAAAUGUUCUAUUUGUUUGCAAAUUGAAUCCAGUGACGACAGAUGACGAUUUGCAGAUUAUAUUUAGCCGCUUCGGUAAAAUCAAGGGUUGUGAAGUGAUUCGCGACAAAGUUAGCGGAGACUCGCUGCAGUAUGCUUUUAUUGAAUUUGAAGAUAAAAAAUCUUGCGAAGAUGCAUAUUUUAAAAUGGAUAAUGUUCUGAUUGACGAUCGCAGAAUCCAUGUUGACUUUUCACAGUCCGUUUCGAAAGUACGCUGGAAGGGGAAAGGCAAGGGAAUUGAGUAUUUUGAUGGAACUGACAGCAAGUCAUUCAAAGAUAUACAGUCCAGUAGACAAGAUCGCAAGAGAGCACCAAGUCGACUGCGCAAAUCGGUUAGUUCGGGUUCUUCGAGUAAAUCUCGAUCUCCUAGUCCUAAACGUCGCCCACGUAGUCCACGAGGAUUGAAGGGAGGAGGAGGUGGUCGUAGAGUACGUUCUCCUUGGCGUAGAUCUGGAGGAGGCGGAGGUGGCGGUGAAAGACGUCGAAGAGAUAAUCGAGUUAGACUUUCAGAGAGCAACUCUGCGUAUCACGAAGAAAGGAACGGUCGAGAUAUUCGUGUUGUUCAAGGUAUGGUAGAUUAUAAAAAUCGUCCAUAUCCGACAUCAUUUAUUAAAAGAAACGCAUCGAAGCCUGAAGAAGGCACGAGUCGCCCCCUCCCGCAGCGAGGCCGUCGGUCGCGUUCUCCAGUUCGUAACCGACAACAGCGCAGGUCAAAAUCAAAUGAACGACGUCGCUUGUCACGUUCGAGGUCACGAAGCUCCAGUUAUCGUCGUAAAUCGUCUUCAGAGCAUGGUCGCCGGGGUCGUGAUCAGGACCGUCGUCGUAUGUCACGUAGCCCUGUUCAAAGCCGCAUCCGACGGCGAGCUUCCGCCAGUCGUUCGCCAGAACGUAAGACAGUUCGAAGUCAUCGCCGCUCAGUUUCUCCCGAUCAACGAGACAGAGUCGACCGCAACCGAAAUCGUCGAGAUAUUAGUCCUGCUCCACGUCGUCUCCCGUCACCAAAAUCUAAGGGAAAACCUAAGCUCGCGGAAAGGGAUGAACGCAAAAAAUCCAAGAAAAAACGCCAUGCUUCCGCCUCUGACCGUUCAACUUCUGAGGUUUCCUCAGACGACCAUUCAAAAUCGAAAAAGAAAAAGAAAACCAGCAAGAAAAAGUCAAAAAAGAGCGAUAAGAGAUAUUCAAGCAGUGCCAGUAGUGAUUCUGGGUCCGAUUCCAGCGAUGGCGGAAAACGUAAAAAGAGAAAGAACAAAAGCAAGAAGAAUAAAAACUUUAACUGAGAAUGUUGUUGAAUAUCACUCACUUUGAGAGCAUGAAAAUAUACGAGUCUACGUCGAUAAACCGUGCUGGAGAGUUCGAAGCUGAAAGGCUUUAGUCCGUUUUUAUCCCUGCUAGCAAUACACAUUUGACUUGAAACACGCCUCGGAAUCAACUAGGAUCGACACGUGGUCCCUAUGGGUGCGUUUGACAAGCGACGCGUUCGAGUUUUACGGGUCCAUCCGAGUUUGGCUAUCGUGCACUGACUGGUCAUAAGGUGGUAGCGAUUUCGCAUUUAUCGAGGGUUUCGGUGAUGGUCGACGCGUUCGAGGUGGUCACAGUGAACUUGUUUGGUCUGUCUUGAGCAUUACUCCCAUCUUAUCUAGGCGGUAACACGUAAGUAUAGCAAUAUGACAUUUCUAUCUCAAUAAAUCUCUGCUUACGGAUAUCCCACAUUUUAUUUUACUGAGUUCUUUAGGUUUGGUCUUGGAAUGUCAAUCAAAUGCCGUUAUCAUACACUCUAUAUACAUUUGCUUUCAGUUGCAGCGAAUGAUUCUCAUUUAAUGAAGACGCAUUGUUUUAAUUAUGCGAAAUUGGAUUUUAUUACAUUCUCUUUUAACGCAUGACUAUGCAGAUUAAAUAAUAAAAA